This is a messenger RNA of Racocetra persica, 246 nucleotides long. Lineage: Eukaryota; Fungi; Glomeromycota; Glomeromycetes; Diversisporales; Gigasporaceae. The record is from the annotation of a GenBank genome assembly.
ACCAAAAGUUCGAAAGAUUUACAUUUGAUAAACUUUAUAAAUGGAACUACAACAUCCAUAUCAUCUACAUCUCAAUCAUCUUUAUCUAAUACAGAUGCAAUAGUGGGUGAUAUAAUAGGUUUCAUCACUUUUGUUGGCAUAUUAGUAGCUUUUGGCAUCAUAUUACAUCGAAGAGGGUACAAAACAAAAAUAUCUAAUCCACUUAUAAAUACAAAUAAUCAGGCUUGCACUGAUACAAAUUCUCAG